GCGCCUCUCUCUCUCUCAUGGUUUAAGGUGAUCGACCCUCAGCUUUAAAUCCUAACUCAUCUGAAUGAAGUUUUGUGCGAUUUGAGCAGUUUGUGUAGUCGUAUAUUUUUUGGAGGAACCAGGGUUGGUAUUUGAUGAAUGGUGCUUCUGCAUCUAGUAGCUUAAGGGCAGCUUUCUCAUACUGUGUGCAGCAAGUCCGUAGUUAUGAUUACCAUAACUACCUUUGCCUCCUUGAACUCCCCCCAAACAUGCGAAAGGUUGCAUUUGCAGUCCGUGCCUUAAAUGUUGAAACAGCUCGUGCUAUGGAUGUUGCUUCUGAUCCGAGGAUUGGUCUUAUGCGCCUCGUCUGGUGGCAAGAAGCCAUAGACAAAAUCUAUGCCAACAAGUUAAUUGAGCACCCAACAGCACAAGCCCUGUUGUCAGUGGUACAUGAGAACAAAAUUAGCAAGGUAUGGCUGAAACGGUCUGUAGAAGCUCGGAUCAGUGAUGCAAGAAAGGAGGUUGGUGACACCCCAGAAAAAAUUGAAGACUUGGAGAGAUAUGCGGAAGAUACUGUAUCAACUCUUCUUUACAUGACACUUCAAGCUGGUGGUAUCAGGUCCACUGCAGCCGAUCAUGCAGCAUCACAUAUAGGUAAAGCAAGUGGUCUUCUUUUGCUGAUUAAGUCAUUGCCAUAUCAUGGUAGUCGAAACCGCCAUUUUUCUUAUAUACCAACCGAAGUGGCAGCCAAGCAUGGAUUGCUGGUUAAGCAUGGAGGUCAAUCAGAGAUUCAUUUGGAUUCUCGUGAGGGCUUAUGUGAAGCGGUUUUUGAGAUGGCAUCGGUUGCUAAUGUCCAUUUGCAGAAGGCUCGUGACUUAGCUGGUACAGUACCUGUAGAGGCUCUCCCAGUGCUGCUGCCAGCCGUGCCUGCCCAGGUUCUACUGGACUCUUUGAGCCGAGUGAAUUUUGAUGUGUUUGAUCCAAGGUUAGCGCGAGGGAUUCUUGGUAUUCCUCCUUUGUGGUAUCAGUUGAAAUUGAAGUGGCAUUCAUGGAGGGCAAAAUACUGAAAUAAAUUUCCAUUUAUUGGUUGGAUGCAAAAGAAAUUGCAUUUUGCAUACAAGAGUUACACUACAGAUAUGUUCCUUUGCAGGAAGAAAAUAUCAUGCUCAUGAAUCCUUGUUAACCAACCUUUCAUGGUACUUUCAAUUUUCAUGUUUCUUUAAUAAAUGGGGCAGCACUUUGAUUAUUUUGGGGUGACUGAAGAAUCAGAAUAAUACUGAAUAUCAGGUAUUUUGUGGGUUAGAAGAAACUCACAUACGGAUGAAGAGAGGUUGUUUUUGGUUUCAACCUAACCAAUUCUUCAAGGAUUCUCCAAGGUAUGAUAACAUCUUUUUCACAAACGUAAAGAUACACAUUAUAUUUCAGCUCAGACUUUAGCUCCUGCAACUUUGAAGUCAUCACUAAUCGGUUAUCUUUAUCUAUGCAAA
Prunus avium (sweet cherry) is the source of this 1466-nucleotide messenger RNA. NCBI's taxonomy places the organism in Eukaryota, Viridiplantae, Streptophyta, Magnoliopsida, Rosales, Rosaceae. The record is from RefSeq and is a predicted model, not a curated record.